AGUAAAAAUAUGUUGUCUCUGAUCUAAUAAGACGGAAAUUAUUUUUUGGUUAUUUCCCAUAAUUCGAGCAAAUACAGCAUUUUUUAGGACCUGCUUUUAUCUUAAGUGCAUAGCUACUUUAUUAAAGAGUGCUAGUGCUUUGCGUGUCUUUAUAAAAAGGUGAAAAGCGUUGAAGGAAUGCCCGCCGCGCGUUCAUGGGUUUAUUUUAUUUCAAAAUGGCGUCAAACGCGUUGGUUCGGAGUGCGUCAUAAAUAGACGCGGUGCAAGUGUGUUAAAAAUGGCUAUAAAUAGAGGACUUGCAUUGAGAUAGUUGCAUCCGCUGCGACUAAAAAUGUCAAAUACAGUGAUAACUAACUAUACCGAUCUAAAUGGACCUUCUACGAAAGCCGACAGUUCUGUUGUUGUUAUUGUAAACAAGGAUGGAUCUCUUUCUGUUGAUCAGAAUUUACUUGGAACUCUAAUGGGUACAGAUGGCUCCCAAAGUGCAGGGAUUAGUGUGGUCCGAGUAGGGCAUGAAGGACGUCCUGAUGACGCCACAGACUCCGAGAGUGAUGAUGACAAAGUUCCACAUGUUACUCUUUCAGUUGAUAGCUAUUAUGAUGAACCAAACAGUAUCAUAAAAUAUGAUAGUGGAGCUGAAAUGUUGCAAUCACUGAGAAUUGAGACUCGCGAGAAUAGUUUAGUGGGCUUUCAAAAUGACCACUGUUACACUCCCCUUACAUCACCAAGUCAAGGAGUACCACAGCGGAGCGACAGUUUUUCAGGUUACGAUGAACCAAUUCUUGAAAUCACUCACACCCCUCCACCGAAACCUGUGCCGCAAUCUAAGAAAAUUACCAUACUGGAACAACAGAUCCUUCCCAAAGGCAAAAAGAUAAUAAUUAAUCCCUCGGAAUCAUCUGUUUUAUUGAAAGGUAAUGAUAUUUUAAACAAACCAUUACCAGUUUCUGGUAAAUCAAAACUGCUUAGUGAUGUGGAUAAAAGUUCAGAGAACUCCGAGUCUUCAUCAAUAAGUUCUGGUGAUAGCAUUCCUGAUAGAGAUUCUGAUUCUGACUAUAAGGAUACUAAAGACAGAUCACUAAGAAGUGUACGCAAAAGUAAAUUGAAACCUCGAAUAUUAAAGAAUGUGACAACAGGAAAAGGUGCAAAAUUAGACACUAAAGUAGUCUCAAGGCUUAAAUCAAAUAAAAAUAUUCUUAAAAAGGACAUAAAAGAAAAAAUUCACAGUAAAGCUAUUACUGAAAGGAAACAAUCUGAAUCAGAUCUUGGAAUAUUCAAAGAAAAUCUUACAGGUGAUUUGCCAACACCUACUCCAGGUACAGUUGAGGUAGGUAAAGUUGUCUCCAAACAAACUCCGAAACCAGUGAAAAAAGAGAAGAAGACACCAGCACAUGUUACAGCUUUGUUGUCUGAUAUGACAUCAUUAUUUUCAACACCUGAUGUUAUAAGAAGAGUCUCUACAGAUGGUAAAGUUCCUGCAAAACCUGAAAAAGAACCAUCACCUGCUAAAAAGAUAGUAAGUCUUCUAAAGACUCAGGAACCGUCUGAUGCUAAGUUGCCUGAAAAUCAGAAAGCUCUGGAUAGUGCUUCAAAGGGUAAAAAUAUUCAACAAAAAACCUAUGCAAAGCAGAAAGAAAAAGUUAUGCCGGCUGACAAAGUGGCUAAAGGUUAUGAUCUCAUACCACAAUUAGAUGAUGCUAGUUUGGCUCAGAUACUUCAAGAUACAACAGGAAUGUCAUCAACAUCUGCAAAGGUUCAGCCUAAUAUUACAACAGCAAAUACUAUGAACAGUCCUGGAUUAGCUGGUCCUUUGUCUCCAACAUUAGAUUUAUUGGGUGGUUUACAACCGGAGGAAGAGGGAUUGACUGAAGAUUUGUUGAUGCAUGUGGCACAGUUAGUGGAGAGCUCUGAGAAUUUGCAAGAGGUAAUAGACAAGCAGGUGCUAGGUAAGGUUGACACAGUGCCUGCUAAAGCUCCUCUUCAGUCCCCAUUCCAACAAGCACAAACAGCUAUGUAUGCACAAACACCUACUAGGGCAGUAAAGACUGUUGUACCUAGAAAGGAUCCGAUAGAAAUAGUGCGCCGAGAUGGUCGUGUUAUUACUCUGCCACCAAUAGAAGCACCAGCAACUCGGUCAUCUAAAAGGAAGAGUCAAAUGGACACAACUGGCACUGCAGAUGCUUUAACAACACCUACAGCAGCUCCAGUUCAUACUGUGUCUGUAACACCUGAGCCUCAAGUGCAGCAAGUAUCAAAACAGUAUGUCAACAAAAAAACGCCUGCAAAGAAACAAGAACAAGUGGUACAGUCUCCAGUUGUUGAGAAACUAUCUGCAGAGUCUCAAGAAAGUUGGAAUUCAGAAGAUGAUCCAAACAGGUUGUGGUGCAUUUGCAAGCAGCCACAUAACAAUCGCUUCAUGAUUUGUUGUGAUGGCUGUGAAGAUUGGUUCCAUGGUAAAUGCGUGAACAUCACCAAGGCUAUGGGGCAACAGAUGGAGGAAAGGGGUAUUGAAUGGAGAUGCCCCAACUGUGUCAAGAAAACGAAAGCCACCCCCAAAUCGCAAAAUAAGCAGGCAACACCUCAAAGGAAAAGUGAGUCUGAAGAUGUACAUCCACCAAUACCAACACCAGGCCUCAUUCCAAAGGAUGGUGGCUCUAAAACUGGUUGCAUUGUCUGCAAGAGGCCUGCCCGUGCUAGUAGCAUAUAUUGCAGUGAUGCUUGCAUAUUGAAACAUGCUCAAGACUCACUCGGAACACCUCCAGGUCCUUCUAAAGCUGAAAUUGUACCUGGCAAAUCUCAGGAGAAACCAAAGUCAGAUUCAAGGGUUAUUGUCUAUGAGCGUAAAACAGGGAGACUGUUGGCUGGACCAAAUGCCCCAACUGCUGAGAACUUAAAGACAUGGUUACAAAAGAAUCCCACUUUCGAAGUUGUUCGUCCAGGAACUCUCCACACUAUCAAACCAAAUGUUAUGAAAAAGAAAUCUGUAACUGAGGCUAAUAAAGUUCAGACCACUCUUAACUUUGAGAGAAUACCGCGUAAAUCUGCUGAACAGCCAGGUUUGGUAAAAACUCCACAAUCCGAGGCUAAGGAGAGGCCUAAAAUACUGUCGCCGAAGGUGGAAGUGAAGGGGCCCCCGCAAGCACGAACGCCCGUAGCAACUCGAUCGCAGCCACCGCAGUACCAGGACACUCCAAGGCCAAGUACAUCGAAAAUGAGUGAACCCAAGAAACCAGUCAGAGCUUUAAAUAGAUCUCAAUCAUCUACGCAUGAUAAGGUUCCUUCAGUCUCGCCGUCAACUUCGCGCCGAAAAGAGGCUCCUGAAUCAAGAAAAAGAAUGGACUCUACAGAACCAAUUCGUGAAAAUGUGCGGAAAUCGUUACAAGAACAGAUGAGCAUCAGAAUGACUGAAAAUAAAGGCCGCAAGUUCACAGAGGAGGAAAUCCAUCAGUUUGCUGUUGAUACAGAGGAGGAACUGCAUGAAUUGUUCAGCAGAGAUGUCGGCAUGAAGUACAAGGCUAAAUACCGAUCACUCAUGUUUAACAUUAAAGAUCGCAAGAAUCUCACUCUAUGGCAGAAAAUUUGUGAUCGCAAAAUAACGCCACAACAGCUGGUUCGACUUUCUCCAGAGGAGUUGGCAAGUCAAGAGUUAGCACAAUGGAGGGAGGAAGAGGCUAAACAUCAACUAGAAUUGAUCAAGAAAUCGGAGUUAGAUUUGUUAGCAGCCAACAAGACUUAUGUGUUGAAAACACAUAAAGGGGAAGAGGUGAUGGAAACAAAGGAAUCCGUUCAAACAGAAUUAGAUCCAGAGGUUCCUGUUGAAGAUUUGGUGUCUGCUCUGAAUGAUUCAACAGUGGGUGAUGAAACCCCAGUUGAUAUAAGCCAAGAAAAACCCGAGUCUUUAAGUAAACCUGAAUCCAAACAUGGCAGUAGCAGGAAGAGGGAUCGGGAGAAUAGUUCAUCAGGUCGCUCCAAAAAGAGCAGUCGGGAGUCUAAACGUGACUCUGACAACAAAAAAUCUCGAUCUUCCAGACGUCGAUCAGAUGGAAAAGACAGAGAGGAACGCUCGAUGCGUAGGUCAGACAAGAAGUCAAGCAGAGCUAGGUCUCUGUCGAAGGAACGGCCAAAAACAGAAUCCAAAGAAAAGUCUGAUUCUAGUGAACGCUCAAGGCGUAGGUCGCGGUCAAGAUCACGGGCAAAAUCUAAGAAGCGAUCGAAGUCUCGAGAACAUUCCAGAUCCACUUCGCAAGGCCGAGAGCGGUCCUCAUCGCGGGACCGUACGAGGAAGCAGUCUCCGUCUAGAGAAAUCAAACGUAGGCGUAGUUCCCGCACUAAACAUUCCUCUAGCACUGAGGGAAAACAGCGCUCCAGAUCUCAAGAAAAUGUUGAUAUGAAGAGUAAGAAUGAUUCCACGGAUUCUGAUUCCAUAGAGAGGCCAAAGUCUGCAAUGUUGAAAGAGAUUCAUCCUGAAUAUGAUCCUCAUGAACCCAUGAUCACAUCCGCAUUCUCUGAAGAAGAUUUGAGGAAGUCUGGGGGAGAAAGCUAUGAAGACACUUACAAAAGUGAAGUGGUUGAAGAUUUUGAUGCAUCAUACGACCCUGCAAAGCCAUUUUCUAUUGAUACAAGUGUCAUAUUACCUUCAACAAAAUUCACAGGAAGACAAGAAAAAGUUUCUGAAGCUGAAAGUGACCAAGAACCUAGCAGCACAGUUGAAAAUUCAGCUGUAACAGUUUGGAAUGGUUGCAUCAACAUGGUGGAUGUUGCCAGGUUUUAUGUGGCUGCACAUGAGGUUUCAGGUCAUGCCUCUGACUUAGAAGAAGAUCUCAGCCCGGAAUUAGACAUUGUAGGCAGAAUAAACCCAGACACUGUUUGGGACUACAUUGGCAAAAUGAAGCGCGCAAGCAACAAGGACAUCAUUAUCCUUCGGAUGCAGGCUGCGAAUGACGAGGAAAAAAUGCAAUAUAUUGCGUUGUAUAGCUAUCUUAGUAGUCGAAAUAGGUUAGGCGUAGUAAAGGUGUCUAACACGACCGCGGUGAAAGAUUUCUACAUAGUGCCGCUGCCAGCGAACACGGCUCUGCCCUCGGUGCUGCUGCCGCUGGACGGGCCCGGCCUAGGAGAGGUCAAGACUCACCUGCUCCUCGCUAUCGUCAUCCGACAGCGAAAAAAGCGUCAAGCCUCACACAUUCCUAAAGACAUUGUCCCUGCAAAGGUGGCACGUGGGAACAGAAAGCGAUCGUAUACGCCUCCUGUGGUGCCUCGGAGUGCCACUCCGCCCUCUGCGCGCCUGCCGUUGCCCACUUACACCUCUCCUGCGCUCUCUACGUCGGUCAAGGACAAGAUAGCUGCCUCGUUAGCGGCCGCCGAUGACGAGGAAGCGUACAGCCCCGGCUCGUCCAGCAGCAGUGGCAGCCUGCCGGCCGCGUCGUCCGGCGGACCCGCGCCCGCCGUCGCCACAGCCACCGCGCCUUCCGACAAGCUGCGCUCCAAGAUGGAAGAACUCAACCGACAGAUUGAAGAACAGAAGCAGCAAAUUCUUAAAAUGGCCCAGGCUGACUCGUCGGUUGGAGAGGACGAAGAAGCAUAUUCUCCAUCUCGACCUAUGACUCCCCCGUCAGUGGUUCCGUUGGCCGACAUCGCGCUGCCCUCUAACCUACAAGAGAUUCUUGCCACUAUCAAGCAGCGUUCUGAAACUACCACCGGCGACGUCGACAUGCGCAAUCUUCCCUUACCGCCAUAAAAACUAGAACCUUUAGUUGUUUAAUUUAUAAGCACAAGUAUAGAUUUAUUUUUAUGCAGUACAUGAUUUAGUAGUCUACUGUGUGUGAAAAAUUGUUUCCAAGCAUUUUUAUCCGCCUUGUGCUCUGAUUGUUGCCUGAAAAGGUCGAGUGGUAAAUGUGUUUGUGUAUAUUUCUACUUUUGUAGAUAUAAUUUUAUUUUAUUAGAUUAUAAUACAAACGCAAUAUGAACUUGGUAAUAUAUUAUUCUUCAAUAUUAAAGUAGAUUUCAUGCAAGUUAAAAAGCAGUUUAAUGAGUGCAAUAGAUGGAUGUUAACACAUUACUACAUACAGAAUCUAUGAAUGAAGAAAGAUGAGUGCAUAAAAAUACUAAUAAAAAAUUACAUUUUGAAAUCGGAUUGUAUUCUGUAUAUAAAUUUAUAUAUUAUUAGGUCUUUUAAAAUGCAGUGUACAAAAAAUAUACUUAAAAUAAAACUUUCGCUUAGUACAUAA
Molecule: messenger RNA, 6224 nt
Organism: Pectinophora gossypiella (pink bollworm)
Lineage: Eukaryota; Metazoa; Arthropoda; Insecta; Lepidoptera; Gelechiidae
Gene: pps
Product: death-inducer obliterator 1
Exons: 17
Coding region: 332-5734 (1800 amino acids)
Biological process (GO): DNA-templated transcription
Cellular component (GO): nucleus
Molecular function (GO): protein binding
Source: RefSeq, a predicted model, not a curated record